AUGGCCAAAUUAACUAGGGAACGAAAACGUAAAUCGGCGAUCAAUGAGGUGGUUACUCGUGUGUACACCAUCAACAUGCACAAGAGGCUUUUGAACAUUGGUUUCAAGAAGCGAGCCCCUCGUGCGAUCAAAGAAAUCCGCAAAUUCGCCACCCAACAAAUGGGCACACAAGAUGUGCGCAUCGACACUAGGUUGAACAAGUUCGUCUGGUCCAAAGGAAUCAGGAGUGUACCAUUCCGCAUUCGUGUGCAAUUAGCAAGGAGACGAAAUGACGAUGAAGAUUCACCACACAAGUUAUACACUUUGGUUACCUGGGUGAAUGUACCUACAUUCAAAAAAUUGGGUACGGAAAAUGUUGACGGAACCGAAGAAUAA
Messenger RNA from Macrosiphum euphorbiae (potato aphid), 375 nucleotides. The record is from the annotation of a GenBank genome assembly. Lineage: Eukaryota; Metazoa; Arthropoda; Insecta; Hemiptera; Aphididae.